AUGGACAGUGAUGCGCGGUAUAGUGCGCUGGAACAUGGAGGAUUAGAAGUAGCGGUCAGAGAGGAGGAAGAGGUUGGCACAUCACAUACUAAUUCACGAGGCGCUGGAAGUGAUGGUCUGAUACCAGUACCACCUCCACCUGAUUUUGCGUCAGAGCAUGGUCCCGAAGUCCUGCCUGGGUCGAAGCCACCACUAGAGAGAAGAUCCUCACUUAACCAGCCCGAAGUCCUGCAUCUUGGGCAGUACGACCAGAGCAAUAGGACAGAGCACGGCAACUUCUACGGUGGUGAGAGUGAGAAAACUACACCCGAUUACUCGGACGAAUCACGCCAAGCAUACAUAGACAAUCACGAUGCCAAGUCAAUGGACAACUUCGUACCAGGCGGGGCCGUCGGGGCACAGAAGGAUAGAAGAGUGUGUGGUCUACGAAGAAGACUCUUCCUGGGCAUUCUAACGGCAGUGAUAUUAAGCUUGAUCGCUGCUGUGGUGGGUGGGGUAUGUGGUGCGGUCUUGAAGAGAGAUGGUGGGCAGAGUUCAAAGACAGAAGGAUCCUCUUCAGGAACGAGUAAUGGCACUGCCUCCGGUAGCUCUGCCUCUACCACAAGACCUGUACAGACGAUGUCCAACACUGGCAUGGCGAUGGUCCCUGUAGCGGACGGCAGUGGAACCAUACUGCUAUACUUCCAAGACUCAACUGGUCGGAUACUGGAGAACGUCUAUACAAACGGCUCGUGGUCGCUACACGACAGCAAUAGAGUCAAUGAGUCAGUGGUGACCGCGGAUGCGACGCCAGGUACCUCGCUAUCCGCCAUAGCCUACAAUAUCAAUGGGACAUUGACCCGUCAAGUCUUCUUUAUUGACGCCGGAGGCCUACUAAGAUCGAUCAACUCGACCACGGUCACCCGGGUUGCUAUAGCAUCGGCCUGGGGUGCUCCUAUUAUUGUCUCUAGCGAUGUAGCAUCAACAUCAGGGUAUACUAUGGAGUACAAGACGGGCUCUAUCCAAGAAGUGGCGUACAUGUUCAAUAACACUGGCGAUGGCUGGAACGAGAUGAACAAUUUCGACCAGAGCGAUGCGAAUAGCGGCGUUGCUUGUGUGGUAUACGAUAAUGCCGAUCAAGACGAGCAGUACGUGAAUGUACAUAUGCGCAACUCGACGACCGGUCAGAUUAUACAGAACUAUUGGUCUUUCACAGACAAUGACGGAUGGGAACUCGGGCCUGAAACGUUCAAGAAUAUGAGCAUCCCCUCGGGCACCGCAAUAGCCGCAUGCAACGACGAACAGCAAUCCGAGUACGUCCAUUUCCAAGAAGCCUCGGGUAUGAUAUACCGUGGUCUAGUCGAUCCAUCAGGGAGCGACUUCGAGCAGUUCGACGAGAUGCGUAUGGCGACCAACCACACCAGAAUCGGAGCAGCUUUUGUGAAGAACCAAGGGGCAAUGUACACCUUCCAAAAUGACACGGGAGGUGGGGAGAUGUGGGCGAAUGUGGUUUCGAGAACGCUUGUACAGCUUGUCGAUGAGGCAUUGUUGUAA
Recurvomyces mirabilis is the source of this 1533-nucleotide messenger RNA. RefSeq lists its product as uncharacterized. The coding region runs from base 1 to 1533 and encodes 510 amino acids. The record is from RefSeq and is a predicted model, not a curated record. NCBI's taxonomy places the organism in Eukaryota, Fungi, Ascomycota, Dothideomycetes, Mycosphaerellales, Teratosphaeriaceae. The transcript is spliced from 4 exons.